Molecule: messenger RNA, 1539 nt
Organism: Rubroshorea leprosula
Lineage: Eukaryota; Viridiplantae; Streptophyta; Magnoliopsida; Malvales; Dipterocarpaceae
Source: the annotation of a GenBank genome assembly
AUUUCACAUUCCCCUUGAAUUUCUUCCAAAGUUUGUUAGGAAGAACCCUGUGAAUCUGACAAUUAUUUUCAGAAUCAAGCACACAAAUAUCUACAGCUAGCAAUUGCUGUUUUCUAGGGGACAAUGUGAAUUCUUGUCAAGUUAAUAUGCAAACUGAUUUUAGUACAUUUUUGUUUUGAUAUAAUGGAAAACUGAAUGUCCAAGCCAUUUAAAAUUUCUUUGUCUGUUUUAGUCCAGCAUUAUUGCCAUGAAGAUGUCUCAAGGGUGCUGUCUGGAAGAGUUUUGAAGGAACCAAUUCAUGUCAGUAUUCUGAUUUGUGCUGCUGCUGUUUUAUGGGUUGAAAGAUCCACUUAUGCUCAUCUAGAGGGAACUUGUCCACACAAAAUAAAGAACAGGUUCAGAUGCCUGAUUAAACAGUGUGACAUGGAUUUUUUGUAUCCAGGUAAUACUACCUUACUCUGCAAUGCAAACUCUUACACUUUGGAUAGACAUUUAAGUUGGACUUGCUGUGUUUAUUGUUUGUAUAUUAUCCUCUGUGGUGGUUUCUGCUUGUUAUUGAGUUCAAAAAAUUAGAAUGACAGUUGCUAGGCCUAUAAGUGCGCAUUUGUUCUUUUACUGUUAUAUGUGUUUCUUACAUUGAUAGGACUAGGAGAAAUUUUCCCAGCAAAAUUAUUCUCGCCUGGUAGCCCUGCAUCUUGCUUUUCAAAGAUGUCUCAUGUGUACUGUAUACACCAAAGUUAUUUAUAUUUACUUGAACGUUUUGUUUUGGUUGGUUUCUAGAGAACUUCGGCUUUGUAGCUAAGACUAGAUGAGCUAUUUCGAAGUUUGAAUUAUGAUGUUUGUCUUAUGUCAAGUGUGAAAAAUCAGGGAAACCCGUGAGUUGAAUGCAAUAUCUAAUUCUCUAUCUAUUGUCAAUUAGUUCCAGGUUGGAUAUUAAUAGGUCUUAAGUUGUUCUUGACCAUUAGAUCAUGAUUAUUGAGUCUUCCAGUCAAUCAGUGUUUUUUUCUCUUUUUUCUUCUUCUUCUUGGGUAAAGAAAUCAUAAAAUUAAUUAGGCAAAAAUCCUUGAAAAGUUGCAAGAAAUGUCGAACUAUUGGUUGUCAACGUCAACUGCUGUCGCACAUGCGCUGACCGGGAGCCUCUACAUUCUCUAUCCAACAAAAGCAAUAAAAGAAAUGUAAGUUUCUCACCUUUUCGUGGAAGAAAAACUGGGAAAUAGCAUUGAACUUGCAAAAAUGUUGUUGUGCACGGUUUAUAAAUGAUCACUCUGCUCUUGAGGAUGAGGUUUUUAAUGAAGAACCUGCCAUGAAUGCCACUCUUGUUUUCUGCUGUCUUUUUCUCUUCAUAUUUGUCUCUUCGCAGAUUGUUACGACCUCCGCUCAUAUUAUCAAAGGUAUGAAUGUUUUGUUUCUGAACAUUACUGUCAGUUUCAUUCUCCAAUUUUGAUUAUAAUCCGUGAGAAUGCUUCCAUUUUUCCCCUUUUUAUUUUUAUUUUUUACAUCAUAUAAUGAAUUAUAUAAUAAUAAAUAGUUCUUCUCAUU